GCAACAAGGAACACCCCAAUACAAGACGCUUAGCAACAAGAACACCCCAACAAGACGCCAAGCAACAAGGAACACCCCAACCAGACGCCAAGCAACAAGAACCCAACAGACGCAAGAAAAGACACACAGACGCCAAGCAACAGAACACCCCUCAAGAAGACGCCAGGCAACAAGAACACCCCAACAAGACGCCAGGCAACAAGAACACUCAACAAGACGCCAAGCAACAAGAACACCCCAACAAGACGCCAGGCAACAAGAACACCCAACAAGACGCCAGGCAACAAAGGAACAUAACAAGACGCCAGGCAACAAGGAACACCCCAACAAGACGCCAGGCAACAAAGAACACCCAACAAGACGCAGGCAACAAAAGAACUAACAGACGCCAGGCAACAAGGAACACCCCAACAAGACGCAAGCAACAAGAACACCAACGCGCAAGCAACAAAGACACCCCAACAAGACGCCAAGCAACAAGGAACACAACAAGACGCCAGGCAACAAGAGACCUAACAAGACGCCAGGCAACAAGGAACACCCCAACAAGACACGCCAAGCAACAAGAGAACACUCCCAACAAGACGCUAAGCAACAAGGAACACCCAACAAGACGCCAAGCAACAAGGAACACCCCAACAAGACGCCAAGCAACAAGAACACCCCAACAAGACGCCAAGCAACAAGGAACACUAACAAGACGCCAAGCAACAAGGACACCAACAAGACUAAGCAACAAGGAACACCCCAACAAGACGCAAGCAACAAGGAACACCCCAACAAGACGUCAAGCAACAAGAACACUAACAGGACGCCGGCAACAAGAACACCCCAACAAGACGUCAAGCAACAAGGAACACCCCAACAAGACGCAAAGCACAAGAGGCACAAGACACCCAAGCAACAAAGACACCCCAACAAGACGCCAAGCAACAAGGACACCCUCAAGAAGACGCCAGGCAACAAAGAACACCCCCAACAAGACUGAGCAACAAGGAACACCCCAACAAGACCCAGGCAACAAGACACCCAACAAGACGCCAGGCAACAAGAACACCCAACAAGACGCCAGGCAACAAGGACACAACAAGACGCCAGGCAACAAGGAACACCCCAACAAGACGCCAGGCAACAAGGACACCCCAACAAGACGCCAGGCAACAAGAACACCCCAACAAGACGCCAGGCAACAAGGAACACCCCAACAAGACGCCAAGCAACAAGGAACACCCCAACAAGACGCCAAGCAACAAGAACACCCAACAAGACGCCAAGCAACAAGGAACACCCCAACAAGACGCCAGGCAACAAAGGAACACCCAACAAGACGCCAGGCAACAAGAACACACCCCAACAAGACGUCAAGCAACAAGGAACACCCCAACAAGACGCCAAGCAACAAAGGAACACCCCAACAAGACGCCAAGCAACAAAAACCCACAACAAGACGCCAAGCAACAAAGACACCCAACAAGACGCCAAGCAACAAGAACACCCCAACAGACGCCAAGCAACAAAGGAACACACUAACCACAAGACGCCAAGCAACAAGAACACACCCCAAAGACGCCAAGCAACAAGAACACCCCAACAAGACGCCAAGCAACAAGAACACCCCAACAAGAACCAAGGCAACAAGGACACCCCAACAAGACGCCAAGCAACAAGACACCAACAGACGCCAAGCAACAAGAACACACCCCAACAAGACGCCAAGCAACAAGAACACCCCAACAAGACGCCAAGCAACAAAGAACACCCAACAAGACGAGCAACAAGAACACCAACAAGACACAAACAGCAAACCACGACAACAUGCAAUUGUCCCCCGUCUCUGUAGUCAUUUAACAAUUACGUAG
Molecule: messenger RNA, 1859 nt
Organism: Homarus americanus (American lobster)
Lineage: Eukaryota; Metazoa; Arthropoda; Malacostraca; Decapoda; Nephropidae
Exons: 2
Source: RefSeq, a predicted model, not a curated record